UGUCCUGCUCACUGGUGGCACUAUAGCUCUUGAGCCACAGAUCCUAAACAUUACUUCUUAUGAUGAGUACCCUCACACUGGGCUUUGCAAACAUGGUUGUGAAGUGUAUACUAUUUCCUUCAUUUUACAGAUGCCUUUAUGAGGAAACUGGAGUCCAAGAGAGUCACAGAGACAGUAAUGACCAGACCUGGAACUGGAAGCUGCAUCUUGUGUUCCUUUUCCUCCCCAUUCAGAGGAAACCAGAAGUCAGAAAAUCCACACAAGCAAGCCUAAAACAGAGGCACUGUCCUUGGGUUCAGCAGGACCCUGGGGAAAGGAGACAGACACUUUAGAAUCCCUGGAUAACGGCUUUCCAAGGGAAGGGUAUGGAGAACAGAGGGAAAGAAGUGGAAAAAGAGGUGCCGGAAGCCACUCAGAAAAUGAAGCGCUGUUGAGUGACGAGUCUCACAUGUCGCCUGCUUCUUUCCAGUCACCAGAGUUGACCCAAUGACCAUCUCCUGCCAGAAAGGUGAUAUAAGCUCCUGAGCCCACGCUGCCUGGCUGGGCUGCCUACCGAGGAGUCCAGCCUCAGAGCUGGUGAAAAGAGCCGGCCCAGGAGACUCCGGCAGGAGGCCCCCUACCUACCUACCUUGGAAGUUGGGAAGCCUGGGCCUGGGCUCACCAUCCCAGGGUUGUGGCCUAGGAUGGGGAAUGGGGCUGUGACAGGAGGAACCCUGGGUGUCCUCUUUCGGCCCCAUGGAGUCCUCACCCAUUCCCCAGUCUUCAGGGAAUUCUUCUGUUUUGGGGAGGGUCCCUCAAACCCCAGGUCCCUCUACUGCCAGCGGGGUCCCAGAGGUGGGGCUGCGGGACAUAGCUUCGGAAUCUGUGGCCCUCUUCUUCAUGCUUCUGCUGGACCUGACGGCGGUGGCUGGCAACGCCGCUGUGAUGGCCGUCAUUGCCAAGACACCUGCCCUCCGAAAAUUUGUCUUCGUCUUCCACCUCUGCCUGGUCGAUCUGCUGGCCGCCCUGACCCUCAUGCCCCUGGCUAUGCUCUCCAGCUCUGCCCUCUUUGACCAUGCCCUCUUUGGGGAGGUGGCCUGCCGCCUCUACUUGUUCCUGAGUGUGUGCUUUGUCAGCCUGGCCAUUCUCUCUGUGUCGGCCAUCAAUGUAGAGCGCUACUAUUACGUGGUCCACCCCAUGCGCUAUGAGGUGCGCAUGACUCUGGGGCUGGUGGCCUCGGUGCUGGUGGGCGUGUGGGUGAAGGCCCUGGCUAUGGCUUCCGUGCCGGUGCUGGGAAGGGUCUCCUGGGAGGGGGGCGCUCCCAGUGUCCCCCCGGGCUGUUCACUCCAAUGGAGCCACAGUGCCUACUGCCAGCUUUUUGUGGUGGUCUUCGCUGUCCUUUACUUCCUGCUGCCCCUGCUCCUCAUCCUCGUGGUCUACUGCAGUAUGUUCCGAGUGGCUCGCGUGGCCGCGAUGCAACACGGGCCACUGCCCACGUGGAUGGAGACGCCCCGGCAACGCUCCGAGUCUCUCAGUAGCCGCUCCACUAUGGUCACCAGCUCCGGGGCUCCCCAGACCACCCCACACCGGACAUUUGGGGGAGGGAAAGCAGCUGUGGUUCUCCUGGCCGUGGGAGGGCAGUUUCUGCUCUGUUGGUUGCCCUACUUCUCUUUCCAUCUCUAUGUUGCUCUGAGCCCUCAGCCCAUCUCGACUGGACAGGUGGAGAGUGUGGUGACUUGGAUUGGCUACUUUUGCUUCACUUCCAACCCUUUCUUCUAUGGUUGUCUCAACCGGCAGAUCCGGGGGGAGCUUAGCAAGCAGUUUGUCUGCUUCUUCAAGCCAGCUCCAGAGGAGGAGCUGAGGCUACCAAGCCGGGAGGGCUCAAUCGAGGAGAACUUCCUACAGUUCCUCCAAGGGACUGGCUGUCCAGCAGAGAACUGGGUUUCCCGACCCCUACCCAGUCCCAAACAGGAACCUCCUGCUGUAGACUUUCGGAUCCCAGGACAAAUAGCUGAAGAGACCUCCGAGUUCCUGGAGCAGCAACUCACCAGUGACAUCAUAAUGUCAGACAGCUUCCUCCGUCCUGACCCCUCACCUCGACUGGAGUCAUGAUGGGCCACUGGAUACUUGGAGGGAGUUAGGGAUGGGGACUGGUCAUGUUCACAAGGACUGCCCCUAUGGGACCACCUUUUUCUAGCUGGCGGGGGUCUCCAUACACAGAUUUUGUUUAGUGUUUCCUGGGUCAGAACCAGAACCAACAGGAUGGACAAGUGGCAAAAGCCUUGGACUUGGCUGUGAUCUUUGACUACUGGGGGAGGGAACCUGGGUAUGGUGAGACGGUGAUGAGAGAAAAGGGUCAUAAAGGACUGGCCUCCCUGAUCUCUCUCCUCACAGCAGUGACCCACCUUCAGCCCCCUGGACAAUCGGGUACAAGAGACUAAGGUCGGGCAAGGGAAGGGAGGGGGUGGGGGGGUCCAUAGUCCAUUAAAUACCUCCCCAUUCUCAUUUCACUGCUCUCAGAAUCAGCUUCUGUGACAAAGACCUAAAUCUUUCUCCUACCUCCAGCCCUGGGUUGAAGACAGGGCACAGGAGUUGGGAUCAGCUGUUUACUAAUUGAGACUGUAGGAACUGUGCUGCUUGGUAUUGUUGGUGGUAUUUCCAAUGGAGAGGGAAUAAUUGCAAACUGGGUAGGAUGCCCAUCUGACCAUCUAUCUCCUUUCCCUCGGUUGAAUUGGGUAACAUU
Perognathus longimembris pacificus (Pacific pocket mouse) is the source of this 2722-nucleotide messenger RNA. It is a transcript of the gene Gpr61, whose product is annotated as G protein-coupled receptor 61. The record is from RefSeq and is a predicted model, not a curated record. Gene Ontology annotation, cellular component: endosome; signaling receptor complex; plasma membrane. Gene Ontology annotation, molecular function: G protein-coupled receptor activity. The transcript is spliced from 2 exons. Gene Ontology annotation, biological process: G protein-coupled receptor signaling pathway. Lineage: Eukaryota; Metazoa; Chordata; Mammalia; Rodentia; Heteromyidae. The coding region runs from base 736 to 2091 and encodes 451 amino acids.